Molecule: messenger RNA, 3090 nt
Organism: Diatraea saccharalis (sugarcane borer)
Lineage: Eukaryota; Metazoa; Arthropoda; Insecta; Lepidoptera; Crambidae
Source: the annotation of a GenBank genome assembly
AUGGGAGCCAUUUUACCUCCUCGCUUUUACAAUAACUUUUGUUUUUACAGUUUCUUAGAGAUUUAUAACGAGCGCGUGCAUGAUCUACUAGCCGGCGAAUCAGCUCCACCGACAUGUCACUCGUUGCCCAGGCGCAGGGGUAAUGCACGGAAAGAUCUACGCGUGCGCGAACACCCUGGAAAAGGACCAUAUGUGCAAAAUCUUCGCAGAGUUGCCAUCCACAGUGUAGAUGCUUUACUUGCAUUGGUGAAUGAAGGUGCGAGACGCCGUCGUACUGCAGCAACCAGACGUAAUUCCACAUCCUCGAGGUCCCACGCUCUACUAGAGCUCGCCACCAAAAACGCCACAUUACAUCUUGCUGACUUGGCCGGCAGCGUCACAUCGCUCGCACACUCUGUGUACGUUGAACAACGGUACGAGAUGCCAUCAGACGAUUUCGGGAGACAGGCUUUACACCCGCAGGCCAGCGAGAAAGCCGGUUGGGAGGGUUGCGGCGGAAGACAGAAGGAAGGAGCUAAUAUAAACAAGUCGCUGGUGGCAUUGAGCAAUGUCAUAUCAGCCCUAGUGAGCGGGGGUGGACGAGGAAGGUUCGUCCCAUACCGCGACUCUGCGCUAACAUGGCUUCUUAAGGAUUGUUUUACUGGUGGAGCUACUACUUUUAUCAUAACAACUGUGUCCCCUAGCGUCGCGUGCUACGGCGAGUCUGCGUCGACGUUGCGGUGGGCGGCGCGGGCGCGUCAGUUGCCGGACUGCCGCGUCACGGUGGCGCCGGCGCCUGUCGCCCGCGCGGUGCUGCUGGCUCAUUACACGCGGUUGCUGGACGAGCUCGGCAGGAACUUUAUACGAUACGUUCCUGAAACAGGAAAAAUCUCUUAUGAUAUAAAUCAUUGGACAUUGAAUCCAAGAAAUGACGACUCGCAAUUGACUACAAAUAAACUCGCCAACAUAGGGAACAUUAUGAAUUUAUUGCAUCCUAAAACUGACGCACAAUCGGAAUCAACAGCUUCGUCGGUAGCAAGCGGAAGUUCGGAUGUAAUUAAUAAUACUACGGAUAAACUUACAAAUAUACAAAUAAAUCAAGAUAUUGACAAAGAUGGUAAUAAUUUCUUUGUCCCUAAUUUGGAAAGAACUCAGAGUAUCAAUGAUUUAAAAAUAAUAGCGCCUUUGAGGCACAAACGUAGACAGUAUAAAUCGCAAGAAAUUUUACCAAUUGACGAGGCAAUUCUUAUGAAUCAGCGACCCUCGAACGCAUUACUUAAACAUGAUGCACAUAAAAAUAAUUCAGAACACAAUAAGGACAAAUCGAAUAUUUUACAAACUUCAGUACUAUAUGAUAAUAAUCAAAGAGCAGAGAUAGUCGCAUCCGUUACAGAAAGACUAUACAACAAAAUAAAAAAGAAAGAGGAAGCUGCUGCUUCAAAAAUUGAAUCUGUAAUAGACAAAAAGAUUAUGGAACCCCUAAGUGAGUUACGAAUUUGUACGAAUGCUCGCCAACGUCUGGUGGAAAUAAGUCAGAAAGCUCUUAGGAAUAAACGCAGAAUAGGUAUACCUGCACACACGCAGACUCGUAAAACAGUCACCCGAGUUAGAGACCAAGGAAUCGAUGCACAGACGGAUUUACACACUUAUUUUUAUAAAAAUUGUGAUAACUACACAAUCAGGUGCGAUGCUGCAACAGAAACAUUGCCAUUAACGCCUAGGUGUAAAGAAGUAGCUGUUGGAUCUAAAUAUGGUACGAUAAACUUUAAUGAUAAGUCUACACUAACUGAAGAAAAGAAGAUUGUUAAUAGAAAUUCAUUUGUAAUGACUGACGUUGCUAGAAAAUGUGAUAAUUUCACACAAACGCAUAUAGUACCACCCCCUAGGAGAAAAAGGCGUGGAUGUUAUUGCAAUUGUUCGAGAAUCAUCUCGCCUGCGACUUUUCAUGCAAAUGAUGGAAAUGCUUCCCUAAUAAGCAUCAAUAUAUCUCAAACUAAUCCCAUGGACUCAGAAACGCAAAGUUCCGAUGAGGAUUCUGAGAGUCAGACUGAAAGUUAUGAAAAACCAUCUUCAGUGAAUAUGACACCAGACCUAUUGACUAAUCAUAAUACAUUAGAUGUGAGAUUAAAUUUUGACAGAGAUGUUAAGGAUGAAACAAAUAUCAAUAUUGCUACUAAUGGGGAAACAGAUAUAAAAGUUGACGACACACAAAGUAAAUACAAUAGUGAUUUUUCUGAUUCAGAUGAUUUUGUUUUACCACGUGUAAAAGUUGAUGGCAUAAGAAAAACUAAGUCGCAAGAAAUUAGAGACAUGAUUUUAGGGCGUAACGAUAAUUCUUAUCCAUAUAAUAUAAUAUUAUCACCACCGAGAGAUAGAGAUCAAUCAAAGAUAUUAGUGAAAUUCCAAGAAAGCGAUAUUCCAAGAAAGCAGACGACUUCUGUGGCAUCACAAACUUCAUUGGAUAAACAUAGCCGUAAUUUGAUAAAUGAUAACACUGGAAAUUUUGUAGAAAGAAAUAGCUGCAAUAAUGAUCGUUCCAGCAUUAAUUCAAAUUCAAGUGAGUCAAAAAAAGAUUCAGAUUCAUUUGUGUGGCAAAAAGGGAUUAUGGAUGAUAUUAACUCAAAAUGGACAAACAGUCUAGGGCGAAGGUUUACACCGGUUUAUAAAUUAAAAAAUUCAAGGCCCUCUAAAUCUAAUAACAAAUUAUACAAAAAAUUCCUGGAUUUAAAUAACGAAAAAAAGGAUAAUGAAAGUAGUUCAAACUCUUCACUAAUAAAUAAUAAUAAAGACAUAAUAUCUAGCGAUAGUUCAGAUUCACGUGAUAUGUUUGUACGGAGAAGAGAUUAUUUGGAAAGCAUGUUGAAUUUUAAAUCUGAACAAGACUGUUUUACGAGUUGCGAACAAGAGCUAUUGAAUUCUUGCAAUAAAUUACAAAAGUCUGUAGAUAAGUACGAGAGUUAUAUUGCAAAUUAUCAAAACUCUAUUAAAACUCCGAGAGGUGCUGCUUCUAUACGUACUCCGACCGAAUAUUUACAGCAUUUAGUACAGUUGAGAAGAGAGGUAGUAAAAGGGAACUAUGAAAGAGAAAGUUCACUUGGAAAUAAACUUUAA